Molecule: messenger RNA, 726 nt
Organism: Penicillium concentricum
Lineage: Eukaryota; Fungi; Ascomycota; Eurotiomycetes; Eurotiales; Aspergillaceae
Exons: 1
Coding region: 1-726 (241 amino acids)
Molecular function (GO): heme binding; iron ion binding; oxidoreductase activity, acting on paired donors, with incorporation or reduction of molecular oxygen
Source: RefSeq, a predicted model, not a curated record
AUGCUAGGUGUCUUGUUGGAAGGCGGAAUAGACACAACCUCCACUGUCUUCUGCAACGUCGUACUCGCAUGCAUCUCUCACCCCGAUGCAACUCGAAAGGCGCAAGAGGAGCUUGACCGUGUAGUUGGCAUGACACGACUCCCUUGCACCGACAACUUACCGCAUCUUCACUAUGUGAGGGCCUUCAUUAACGAAGUCCUGCGCUGGCGUCCUUUGGUUCCAGAGGGCGUGCUCCGCUAUACCUCUGAUGAAGACCACUACCGAGGGUAUCAUAUUAGAAAGGGUACGAUUGUUAUGUUCAAUCACUGGUCAGCCCAUUUCGACGAAGACCUGUACUCGAAUGCCAAGGCAUUUGAACCAGAGCGCUGGAUUGAGAACCCUGACCUGCCACUUCAGCCUUUCGGUGUGGGCAGGAGAGCAUGUCCAGGGCAACAUCUCUCCCGUGCCUCGCUUAGUGCUAUUAUACCUCAAAUGCUUUGGGCUUUCAAUAUUGAGCCUGGUCGUGUGGAUGGUGUGCCGAUUGAUAUUGAUCUAUCAAACCUAACUCAGACGGGGACGCUGCUCCGGCCAAGUCCGUUCAAGGCAAUCUUCACACCUCGAGAUGAGCACCACGCGACUCUGAUAAAGCGUAAAUCUGUCUCCCGGGAUAGGGAAAUCAGCGCUGUACUUGAUCGCGUUGGGUCAGCAGUUGGCAAUCUCUCCCGAAAGGAGGGUAUGUCGAAGUAA